Messenger RNA from Ctenocephalides felis (cat flea), 797 nucleotides. It is a transcript of the gene Uev1A, whose product is annotated as ubiquitin-conjugating enzyme E2 variant 2. The record is from RefSeq and is a predicted model, not a curated record. The transcript is spliced from 4 exons. Lineage: Eukaryota; Metazoa; Arthropoda; Insecta; Siphonaptera; Pulicidae. The coding region runs from base 196 to 630 and encodes 144 amino acids. Gene Ontology annotation, biological process: DNA damage tolerance; protein K63-linked ubiquitination. Gene Ontology annotation, cellular component: nucleus.
UUUAUAAGUGGAAUUUGGUGGACGUCGAGAAAAAAUUCUGAAAGGCGGACCAACAAGAAUUUGUAUUUUGCACCUUUAUUUAAAUUGUGUGUGUAUUAUUUUAUCAGGACAGUGCUGCAAUCAGUUACAAAAUAUAGAUAUUUAUGCUGAAGUAUUAUUUUCUGCACUAAAAUAAUUAGGUUUUGAUAAGUUAUAAUGGCUGUCCCUACAACCGGUGUAGUGGUUCCUCGAAAUUUCCGUUUACUUGAAGAACUUGAGCAAGGACAAAAAGGUGUAGGUGAUGGAACUAUAUCUUGGGGUCUUGAAAAUGAUGAUGAUAUGACUUUAACUCAUUGGACUGGAAUGAUAAUAGGACCCCCUCGGACUCCAUAUGAAAAUAGAAUGUAUUCAUUAAAAAUUGAAUGUGGUGCUAGGUAUCCCGAUGAUGCUCCCAGUGCUAAAUUUUUAUCUAGGAUCAAUAUAAACUGCAUUAACACUUCUAAUGGUGUUGUUGAUAACAGACAAGUACCCGUUUUGGCUCGAUGGCAAAGAGAUUAUACAAUAAAAUCUGUUCUUCAGGAAUUACGUCGCAUAAUGACUCUUAAAGAAAACAUGAAAUUAUCUCAACCACCUGAGGGCAGUUCAUUUUAGCCUUCCUCAAAGUUGAUUACCAACAAGAACCUCAGCUUGUGUGCGAUGGCUUUAACAUUAUUAAACACUUUAAUAAUCAUAGGAUAAGUUCAAUAGAAUAUUUACUAUGAUGGUAAGGAUGGAAGUUUUAUUAUGGAUAAAUAGUGGAAAACAAGUGUUGACAUUGA